Messenger RNA from Saccharomyces mikatae IFO 1815, 426 nucleotides. It is a transcript of the gene EMC5, whose product is annotated as Emc5p. Gene Ontology annotation, cellular component: EMC complex. The coding region runs from base 1 to 426 and encodes 141 amino acids. The record is from RefSeq and is a predicted model, not a curated record. Gene Ontology annotation, biological process: protein folding in endoplasmic reticulum. The transcript has a single exon. Lineage: Eukaryota; Fungi; Ascomycota; Saccharomycetes; Saccharomycetales; Saccharomycetaceae.
AUGUCGUUUGUUUCCAAGCUUCUCUACGCAGUCGCCACGUUGGUUUUAUUUCAUUCUGGUUUCUCAAGUUAUGAGUUUCAUCAUCUAUUAAAGCUUAACUCACUUAAUAAUACUCAAGGUGUAAUCAGUGAGUUACCUAAAGACAUCAAGUAUGAAACAUAUGCUGGGUUGUUACUAUUUGUUCUUGCAGUAUUCACUUCGUUCGAGAAAUUACAGUAUCUGCCAAUUGAGAGUAACGAUGGGACAAUAAUAUCCCAAGGGAACUAUCUAAAGGAAAUCGCAUUGAAUAAAGCUACCAACGUUGAUAACCUAAUAGGAAGCAACCCUAAUGGUGAAGUUAUAUUUACACCCAGCUUUGUUGACGUCCACGCAAAGAGGAAAAUCUCUAGAGAAUGGGCUUCUAAUAAUGAAAAAAAGGAAAAAUGA